Messenger RNA from Colletotrichum orchidophilum, 549 nucleotides. RefSeq lists its product as uncharacterized. The record is from RefSeq and is a predicted model, not a curated record. The transcript has 2 exons. The coding region runs from base 1 to 549 and encodes 182 amino acids. NCBI's taxonomy places the organism in Eukaryota, Fungi, Ascomycota, Sordariomycetes, Glomerellales, Glomerellaceae.
AUGGCAGACCUUCAGAAUCGCCUUCAGGAGGCCUCGAAGGAGGAACUCUCCCAGGUCCUCGUCGCCGUCUGUGGCCAUGCCACCACCCGCGACCACGUCGAGAGCGUCCUCGACUACCUCGACGACAAGAAGAAGACGGCCACCGAGGCCGCCACCAACCGCCGCACCCGUCGCCAGUCCACCCGCGCCUCGUCCGAGGCCUCUCAGGGCUCCAACCAGGCGGUCCCCAAGACGGUCAAGCGCACCAUCAAGAUGUGCAAGCUCUGCGAGAAGCCGUACAUUGAGAAGGAGAACCUGAGCAAGUCGUGCUUCUCUCAUCCCGGCCACUGGCUUCUCGAGUGCGAGAAGGAUGACCACGUCUGGUUCGAGGACCUUGACAAGGCGACCGAGGAGUUCACGUCCAACCCGCACGCGCUGCGCAUCAUGAGCUGCUGCAACGCCGAGAAGGGUUUCAGCAAGGGUUGCGUCAAUGGCAAGCAUGUCGCCAUGGUCGUCGAGGCCCAGUCCGAGGCUUCCAAGAGCGCGGAGGAGAGCUCUUCCGACAACUAA